Molecule: messenger RNA, 3042 nt
Organism: Eupeodes corollae
Lineage: Eukaryota; Metazoa; Arthropoda; Insecta; Diptera; Syrphidae
Exons: 3
Coding region: 1-3042 (1013 amino acids)
Biological process (GO): DNA integration
Molecular function (GO): nucleic acid binding
Source: RefSeq, a predicted model, not a curated record
AUGGAGAGUAUCAUCACAGCUUUUGAGUUAUCGCAGAAAGCCACAUCAAUCUUGAAGGAAGGAGAAAGAAAACCAAUGUCUACCACCGCCGCCGUUGAAGUCAACGCUAUUUACUCGAGUAAGUCACAAAACGCCAAUUAUUUAAAUAGAAAGUCAUGUCCUGAUUGCAACGUGCAACAUGACCGCCAAAAUUGCAAAUAUUUAGAUUUUGUAUGUGACAAAUGCCAUCGACGUGGGCAUAUCCAGAGCGUAUGUCUUUCGAACAAAAAACAAAAUACACGUGAUCGACGUCGUAGGAAACGGGAUUAUUCUCAAAACCGACAAAGCAAUCGCUCAAGCUCCAAGCAUCGUCAUUACCAAUCGCGUUCACAUAAUAAUCAAAAUACUUCGAAUAAAGAUUUUAGAGAAACAGCACAUUUAAUACACGAAGUGCAGCAUGAAGACAUAUGCACUCUAAAAGAAUCAAUUGGUCAAUGCGAAGAAUCAAAAAAGAGAUUAAUUGUGUCACUAGAAGUAAACAAAGUGCCGCUUGAUUUUCAAUUAGACACGGGGGCUACCUGCUCAUUAAUAGGUUUGCAAGGUUAUCGGAAUUUAGGAGAACCAAUUUGUGCAACGACCGACCGAGUACUGAGAGCAUAUGGUAAUAUUAAAAUUCCCAUUAAAGGCAUGAUUUCGGCAGAGAUUAUUUGGAGGGGUAUUGUACGUAGAUUGCCUUUAUUAGUAGUCGAUAGCGAAUAUGGUUCCAACAUUAUGGGAAUGGACUUGUUUGAUGCGUUUGAUCUUAGCAUAAAGCAACAAAGUGAAGAAAAAGCUCUACAUGUUUCAAGUGACAAUUCUGACAAAGAGCAGCAACAACUAGCUUUAGAAGCAAAAACACUUUGUGAACGUUAUAAAUCAGUGUUCAAUUCAGAGCUGGGAUGUAGCAAUAGUUACGUUGGUCAUUUGGUAUUAAAGGCUGAUGCACAACCAAAAUUUUGUAAAUAUCGACCCGUCCCUUUUGCCCAAAAAGAAAAAGUGAAAGCCGAAAUAGAAAGACUUCUUAAGCUGGGUAUUCUCCGGCGAAUUGAGACGAGUCAAUGGGCUGCCCCCAUCGUCCCUGUUCAAAAAGCGAAUGGUUCGAUUCGUAUUUGUGGCGAUUUCAAGCAAACAAUAAAUCCGCAACUAAUAGUAAAUCGUCAUCCAUUGCCACGGGUCUUGGACAUUUUUCACAGUCUUGAAGGUGGUUGUUAUUUUACGAAAAUAGAUCUCUCUGAUGCUUAUUUACAGAUCCCGUUAGAUGAGGAGUCUCAGAAAAUCUGUGUCAUUUCCACUGAGUUUGGUCUGUUUCAAUAUCUACGUGUACCUUUCGGUACAGCUAGCUCUACGGGAAUUUUUCAAAACUACAUCGAACAAUUGACAACCGGGCUGUUUGGCGCAGCUUAUGUCGAUGAUGUCAUUAUUUCUGGGAGAAGCAAAGGAGAGCAUUUGGAUAAUCUAAAGACUUUUCUUGAACGUCUUGAGAGUCAUGGCCUACGAUGCCAAAAAUGUGAAUUUGCCAAAAGCAAAAUCGAGUACCUGGGUCAUAUAAUAGACGCAACUGGCAUUCGUCCGUCUGAGUCACGACUACUUGCCAUCAAAGACUUGCCCGAGCCCAGCAACUUGAAGGAACUAGAAGCAUUUGUAGGAAAAAUAAACUACUAUAAUCAGUUUAUAGAAAAUUUUGCACAAAUUGCUGCCCCGUUAAAUAAACUUCGAUCGAAGAAUGUAAAAUUUAUAUGGGGAGACGAGCAGCGAAAAGUUUUCCAAAUAUUUAAAGAGAAACUCAUGAGUGUAUCGAGGUUAGUUCAUUUUCAAAAUGAUCUGCCAGUUUCUUUAGCGACAGACGCAUCGUCGCAUGGUAUUGGCGCGGUAAUAUCUCACAUAUAUCCGGACGGAUCUGAGAAACCGAUAGCUUUUGCUUCGAAGACAUUAACAGAAUCCCAGAAACGCUACAGUCAGAUCGAAAAAGAAGCUUUGUCGAUCAUAUUCGGAAUAAAAAAGUUUCACCAGUACUUGUUUGGGCGUCAGUUCGAGUUGAUCACUGACCACCAGCCCUUAGUGUCAAUUUUCAAUCCCAGUAAGAAACUUCCGCAAAUGACCAUAGCUCGACUACAACGUUGGGCAAUCAUUCUGAUGAGCUACUCUUAUACCAUUCGAUAUCGACCAACAGCACAACAUGCCAACGCUGACUGCCUAUCAAGAUUACCAAUUGGACCUGAUGAGGAGUUUGACAACAUGGAUGAAUCGUGUCAUACUUUAGAUGUCUACAGUUCUUUUAUCGAAGAUUUUCCCAUAAAUUCAUCCACUGUAGCUGAACACUCUAAAAAAGAUAGUAUUUUAAAUAAGACUGAACAUCCCAGAGUAGUAGUUCCUCGAAGUUUACAGCCGAAGGUACUAUCAUUACUCCACGAGGGUCAUUGGGGAGAGACAAGAAUGAAGCAGCUGUCACGUCGGUAUUGUUGGUGGCCGGGUAUAGAUGAGAUGAUUCACCAUACUGUAAAUGAGUGCAACGCCUGCCAGCUCAAUGCGUCACAACCUACAAAGCAUUACACCAGCUGGCCAACUACCGAGCAUUCAUGGGAGCGCAUUCACAUCGACUACGCCGGACCUUUUGAGAAAUUUAUGUGGCUUAUCAUCGUCGACUCAUUCUCAAAGUUCCCGUUCGUUGUUCGCAUGCAGUCAACAACUUCGAAAGCGACAAUAGGUGCUCUUCGUUCUGUAUUUGCACUCGAAGGAUUACCAAAAACCAUAGUGUCAGAUAAUGGCACCCAAUUUUCUUCGGCAGAGUUUAAGAAUUUUUGUCAAGAGAACGCCAUUACUCAUUUAACCUCUGCACCUUUCAACCCUGAAUCAAACGGUGCGGCAGAACGCAUGGUGCGAACGUUCAAAACAGCGUUGACCAAGAUCUUAUGUACGACAUUGACUCUAAAAAUAUCCUCAGAUUCCAUUACAUUCACUCAUGUAAACGAGGUUAAUGUCAAAUUUUGUUCCUCACCAAUGACGCACAGAUGGCUUGAAUCUUAA